AUGUUCCAGGGUUUGCUUUCUCCUGGUUUCAUGCCCUUUGAGUCUCUUGUUCCGACGUUUCAAUGCUGGGGAUUUAAAGGGCAAUUGUACGAUGGCUAUGACGAGGAGUAUGGCUGCCCCAUCCUAGAUGAGGACAGGGUUGUGGACGAGUUAGAGCCUCAGAUGACAGAGGGCGGCGUGAUCGUUGAUUACCACGGUUGUGAUUUCUUUCCUGAACGCUGGUUCCAUAUAGUGUUCGUGUUGAGGACAGACAAUGGUAUAUUGUACAAACGACUUGAAACAAGGGGUUAUCACGAGAAGAAACUACAAGAUAAUAUUCAGUGUGAGAUUUUCCAAGUUCUCUAUGAAGAAGCCAUGGCAUCUUACAAAGAAGAAAUUGUGCAUCAGCUGCCCAGUAACGAGCCAGAACAGCUAGAGGACAAUAUCAACCAAAUCUCAAAGUGGAUCGAGCAGUGGGUGAAGGCCACAACCCUUUAG
Molecule: messenger RNA, 477 nt
Organism: Rattus rattus (black rat)
Lineage: Eukaryota; Metazoa; Chordata; Mammalia; Rodentia; Muridae
Product: adenylate kinase isoenzyme 6-like
Exons: 2
Coding region: 1-477 (158 amino acids)
Cellular component (GO): nucleus; cytoplasm
Molecular function (GO): ATP binding; AMP kinase activity; ATP hydrolysis activity
Source: RefSeq, a predicted model, not a curated record